This is a messenger RNA of Acanthosepion pharaonis, 672 nucleotides long. The record is from the annotation of a GenBank genome assembly. Lineage: Eukaryota; Metazoa; Mollusca; Cephalopoda; Sepiida; Sepiidae.
AUGGACGUUCAAAUAGAUUUAAUUUUUUUUUUCAAAUUCCUCACUCAUUUUGCAGUCGUGAGUUCAACGGCUAGUCUAUCUAUCUAUUUAUCUAUAGCUCCAGACUUCAUUAUCUCUCUCUCUCUCUCUCUCUCUCUCCCUCCAUAUCUAUCUAUCUAUCUAUCUAUCUAUCUAUCUUUGUUUUUCCUUUCUUUUUCCUUCCUUUUCUUUCUCUCUCUUUCUCUCUUUUUCUUUCUCUCUUUUUCCUUUCAUCGUGUUCCUUCCCUCUCUCUAUUUCUCUCUCUCAUGCACAUACAUUCUGUCUUUCAAACAAUCUAUGACUCCCUCUUUUCCUUUCAUCUUGUGCCUUCCUUAACCUCUCAUAUUUCUCUACUCCAUAUACAUUCUCUUCCUCUCUCUCUCUCUUUAUCUAUCAGUUUUCAUUUCAUCUUGUGCAUUCCUUCCCUCUCUAUCUUUCUCUCCUCCUUAUAUAUUCCCUUUCUCACCCUCUCUCUCUCUCUCUCUCUCUCUUUCAGUAUCUAUCUAUCUAUCUAUCAGUUUUCCUUUCUCGUUGUUCCUUACUUUCCUCUCUUUCUCUCUCUCUCUCCGUCGCUCUCUCUACCUCUCUCAAUUAUCAUUGAUUAUAAUUUCUUUUCGAUUAAUUUUCAUUCAAACAAUUUACAAUUCCAAUAA